CGUGUUUCGAGUGCGCGUAACAGUCUGUCUGAAGGUCAGAGAGACUCGGGUACCCGCGCGUCGGGCGCGAGCAGCGCGCGCUCUGAGGGCGGGUGUCAGUCAGUCAUGGCGGAGGGGGAGCUGGACGUGGAUUCUCUGAUCUCCAGACUGUUGGAGGUGCGAGGAUGCCGUCCAGGGAAGAUCGUUCAGAUGACGGAAGCGGAGGUUCGGGGUUUGUGCAUUAAGUCGCGUGAGAUCUUCCUCAGUCAGCCCAUCCUACUGGAGCUGGAGGCGCCGCUCAAGAUCUGCGGCGAUAUUCACGGCCAGUACACAGACCUCUUGAGACUGUUCGAGUACGGCGGUUUCCCUCCGGAGGCCAACUACCUGUUCCUGGGCGAUUACGUGGACCGAGGGAAGCAGUCGUUGGAGACCAUCUGCCUCCUGCUGGCCUACAAGAUCAAAUACCCCGAGAACUUCUUCCUGCUGCGGGGGAACCACGAGUGCGCCUCCAUCAACCGCAUCUACGGCUUCUACGACGAGUGCAAACGCAGGUUUAACAUCAAACUGUGGAAGACUUUCACCGACUGUUUCAACUGUCUGCCGAUCGCCGCGAUCGUCGACGAGAAGAUCUUCUGCUGUCAUGGAGGUCUUUCUCCAGAUCUACAGUCAAUGGAGCAGAUCAGACGCAUCAUGAGACCGACGGACGUACCUGACACAGGGCUGUUGUGUGAUCUGCUGUGGUCAGACCCGGAUAAGGACGUUCAGGGUUGGGGUGAGAACGACCGCGGCGUCUCCUUCACCUUUGGUGCUGAUGUGGUGAGCAAGUUCCUCAACCGCCACGAUCUGGAUCUCAUCUGCCGCGCGCAUCAGGUGGUUGAAGACGGUUACGAGUUCUUCGCCAAACGGCAGCUGGUGACAUUGUUCUCGGCGCCGAACUACUGCGGCGAGUUUGACAACGCUGGAGGAAUGAUGAGCGUCGACGAGACUCUGAUGUGCUCCUUCCAGAUUCUGAAGCCGUCGGAAAAGAAGGCGAAGUAUCAGUACGGCGGGAUGAACUCCGGGCGCCCCGUGACUCCGCCCCGAACGGCCACGCCCCCUAAGAAGCGGUGAAUGAGAAGUGAGGGGGCGGGGCUACAACACGCGUGAACCGGCAUGAAGACUGUCUUGAAAAUACAAAUGUAGUUAAAAACACGUUUUUUUCUUCUUUUUUUUUUCCUGUUGAAGACAUAUUUUAUUUCCUCUGGUUUGGUUUGACCCUGAGCUCACUGUGUGCUGCUUUGAUUGCCUCUCCAUGUCUGUUACGUCACGUUCUUCAGAGUGUUUAAACACAUUUCAUUUUUUCUGCUCUGCAUCUAAUAACAGGAGGAUUUACAUCGACUAGGUCUUUUCUAGUUAAUCAUUUCGCUCUUCGAGGCCUGUUUGAGUCAGACAGGUUCAUAACACCUGGAUUUUCAGUAAAUAAAGUUGAACAAACCUC
Megalobrama amblycephala (Wuchang bream) is the source of this 1456-nucleotide messenger RNA. RefSeq names its product serine/threonine-protein phosphatase PP1-beta catalytic subunit. The record is from RefSeq and is a predicted model, not a curated record. Bases 106 to 1089 code for a protein of 327 amino acids. NCBI's taxonomy places the organism in Eukaryota, Metazoa, Chordata, Actinopteri, Cypriniformes, Xenocyprididae. Gene Ontology annotation, cellular component: cytoplasm; nucleus. The transcript is spliced from 8 exons. Gene Ontology annotation, molecular function: protein serine/threonine phosphatase activity. Gene Ontology annotation, biological process: regulation of circadian rhythm; circadian regulation of gene expression.